CUGGGCGCGUGGCGCCAUCGUGCGGUCGAGUGCCGCCACCGCGGCUCCGGCCGGACUCUGUUUUCUCGUCGCCUGGCAACGCGGAAGAUAAAAGGGGCAGAGAUCGAAGGUCGCGGCGGCGCGGUGGGAACCAAUGAACGUCGCGCUCCCGGCACCGAGCCCUCGGCCUCGGACGAGCCGCGGCGACACCGUCCGUUCGUCGACAUGGCCGAAAAGAAAGAGGUGGACGUCGUCCAUCAGAACGCGAUUCACGUGGAGACGAUCCGGAAAGAGCAGAGGCACCAGAAGCUCCACACGGAGUUCAGCAUCAAUCCGCGAAGGAAACUGCAUGUGCUCACCGACAAACCCAUGUCCAAGAAACCAGCUGAAAACAUUGUGGAGAAUCCGGAGUUCCUCGAGGCCUUCCACAAGGCCCACCAGGAGCCCACCAAGAAAUAUCCGAUGCCAGUGACCGAGAGUCAGGAGAUCGGAUGGGUAUCAACUCCACUGGACAAGUUCAAGCCAAAGCCAUUAUAAAACUAUUCCGGAGAACCGAAGUGACGGGAGAAUACAUUUCAACCACAGGAGCACAGACGUCACCAGACAUAAAGAAUCUGCCCUGAAAGCUGGAAAAUAAACCCUCGGAAAAACAGUCA
This is a messenger RNA of Scophthalmus maximus (turbot), 635 nucleotides long. RefSeq names its product family with sequence similarity 183 member A (gene cfap144). The coding region runs from base 205 to 516 and encodes 103 amino acids. The transcript has 5 exons. The record is from RefSeq and is a predicted model, not a curated record. NCBI's taxonomy places the organism in Eukaryota, Metazoa, Chordata, Actinopteri, Pleuronectiformes, Scophthalmidae. Gene Ontology annotation, cellular component: ciliary base.